Mesorhabditis spiculigera is the source of this 4053-nucleotide messenger RNA. The record is from the annotation of a GenBank genome assembly. NCBI's taxonomy places the organism in Eukaryota, Metazoa, Nematoda, Chromadorea, Rhabditida, Rhabditidae.
AUGGCCUCCUUUCUAUUACAUUUACUAUCAUUCCAACUGUUCUGUCUUGGCGUCCUUCCAACCUACCAUAAUUGCCCACAACCUGUCGGUGUCCGCCCGAAACACUGCAAAAGAAUAUGCGAAUCCGAUGAAGAAUGCAAGGGCCACAAACGCUGCCUAUGUGAUGGUGAAUGCGGGUUGUCCUGUGUAAAUCCUAGUGCCACUUGCCAUCCCCUGGAUCACCUCGAUAAUGGUUAUAUUCGGACUUCAAAUGAAUAUCGCUUUGGGUCAAAUGCGGAAUACAGUUGUCACAAGGAUUAUGUCUUGGUCGGACCAUCGCAACGCCGGUGCCAGGCUAGCAGAGAUUGGAGUGGAUCACAACCGAUUUGUCGCUUACAACUAAAAUGUGGACCCCCGCCAGAACUACCGUAUGCAGUCCAUGACGGCGCAUCGUUUUCCGGAGAAUAUGAUCUUGAAACAGAAGUCCAAUACUCUUGCGUACCAGGCUACCACAGAUUCAAUUCGAAAGGCCUGGCCUUGGCUAAAUGCCUAUUAAAUAGGAAAAAUAUUGCUCAAUGGUUUGGGCCGGACUUGAAGUGCAAAGCUCGUACCUGCUCGGACCCAGGAAGAGCUGAUAAUGGGAUCAGGGAAGGGGAUGUUUUUGAAUAUCCGCACCAGGUUCAUUUCAAAUGCCUUCCUGGUUUCCUACUGGUCGGCCCUGCAAGCCGAAAAUGUGAAAGUAAUGGCGAGUGGACGGAAACGACACCGGUUUGUAAAGCAACUGAAUGUCCAAGACCUCCUGAUCCAUUAAACGGACGUGUACUAGGAGCUUCAUUAACCUAUCAAAGUACAGUAACUUACUCCUGUAAAGACGGCUAUCGUCUAGUUGGGCAAGUUCAACGAAUCUGUCUAGCCGAAGGGAUUUGGGCAGGCCAAGAGCCAAGAUGUGAAGAAAUUCGCUGCCCUCCCUUGCCGAAUCUGAGCAACGGUUAUAUUGAAGGUGGCGAAACACAUUAUGGAGCUGUUGCGGUUUUUCGGUGCUACGAAAAAAUGACACAUGAAGGAGCAACCGAAGCGAAAUGUCUACAAUCCGGUCAAUGGUCCCAUCCACCUCCACGAUGCCUAGGUGUAUGCCGAGUGCAAGCAAUUGAGAAUGGGCAGACGGAGGGCUAUAAAGUUGGAGCAUUUGUGCAGUCCGGAUCCCAAGUCGAAGUAAAAUGUGAGGAUCGCCACGAAACAAAAUCCUUGACGACAAUGACUUGCCACAAUGCAACCUGGAGUCACCAGCCAAUUUGUGAACCAUUAAGCUGCCACGCUUGGCCACCUCGAGUUACACACGCCCGUGUACUUUUCACGAAAUCUUCACAUGGUUCAAAAGCUAAAUAUGAAUGCAAACCUGGAUAUCGAUUGAAUUCUGAGCAGCAUACGAUCAAGUGCCUUUUUGGUGAAUGGACCAGAGAUGAAGGACCGUUGAAAUGUAUUGCUACUUCUUGCGCUCAUCCCUCGGAAACCUAUGGUCAAAUUGCAAAUGGAAAGAUUAUGUUGGAAGGGCUGCUUGGCUCCUACGAUUUUGCAACAUAUAUUCAAAAGGUGGACGUCGGAAAAUCUAUUGUAUUUUCAUGUGAAAAGGGUUUUUAUUUAAUUGGUUCCCCAAAAGCUUCGUGUGUUGAUGGAGAAUGGGUUCCAAAGGUUUUGCCAAAAUGCACCCAGCAAACACACCCAAUGAUUGAAGGGAAUAUUGUUUGGGAUCGAAAGAAAAGGAGUAUAUUAAGACAUCGCGCAAGAAGAUCAUCACUGCCUCGUUCGCAUUGCCCCAGAAUCCACAACGACGACUCGAUGCUAAUCGUUCCCCAUUCGGCCAACGAGAUCUCAGUGGCUUGCAGGGAAGGGUAUGAAGGGAAACAUGGCACCAAUUCCAUUCGACUUCUCUGCCAUCAAGCUAACAAUUCAUGGCAUCCACCACCACCUAUUUGCACUCCAAACCCUUGCCGCCUUCCAACUAGAUUGCAUGUUUAUUAUUUGCGUAUGAAUGAUUCUCAAAUUAUCGAUUCUGACGGGUUGCUGCCAGAUUCAAGCGUGGCCAAGAUGAUUUGCCUGCGUGGAUUUCAGUUAAGAGGUCCUUCAGUCCUAAAGUGCAGCCGAGGCGUUUUAGAAGAAAUGCCUGGCGAAUGUCAACCACAAGAAUGCAUCCUCGACCAAGUCCCGACCGGCCGUUACAUUCCCCCGCUACGUACCCUUCUCCAUACUCAAAAAAUCACCCUCGAAUGUCAGACCCAAAACAUCACAAUUGAAUGCAACCGUGGAAAGCUACAACCAACACCUAGCUGCUUUCAAAACAUCUCCCACUAUUGCAUUCCUCCAAGGGAUUCUACGCCGGCAAUGAUAUAUCGAUAUCAGGGUGAGCAAAAGCUCUUCUUGGAUCGACUACAACAAGUCUAUCCCAACGGAACUAUCUUUCGCUAUAAAUGUGAUUCAUCUCGAGACGAAGCUAGUGGCAUCGAAUGUGUUGAAGGGAAAUGGAUGAGCAAUUUGCUGUCAUGCCUUGCCGAAAAUGUUACUGAACUUCCGAAGGUGACCAGCGAGGGUACAUGCCCUGAACCACCGCUCGAUCGACAGUUUCGGAUCGUUAAUAUCGAGAAUUACGUCCAGUCAUCACAGAAUAGAUUUCCGCAUGCUACCUCUUUGCAGAUUGGUUGUAGCAUCUGGGCCCCAAACGAUCCGACGGUCGAAUGGAAAUGCCGACGUGGAAAAUGGAGUCGUAAGGGAAAAUUGGAGUGUCCGAACGACAUGGCAUGUGAAUUCCGAACCGAUCUGACCGGACGUGUUUUGGCCUAUUCUGUGGAGCGCAGGGAGCACUUACUAUUUAAUCAAAAACUGCCUGAAAGCUCAAGAAUCCUCUUCCGAUGUUCUGAUAUUGGAAGAUUUCGGAUGAGAGGCAAAACGGAGGCCGAGUGCCGUGAGGGUGAAUGGACGGCGAGAGCUCCUAGAUGUGAACCCCUUGACCCACAAAGUAAUAGUUCUGAUGAGGCAGCUCCAAUAUAUUAUACGGUUGAACCCUCACCACACGCAAUUUCCAAUAAGGGAGAAUUGAUCGUUUCUCGUUCGGCAACUGUUACCUUCAGUUGCCUAUUACCAAAGACAAGAGGCCGCCCUGUUUGGGAAACCACAUCCACUUACCGCACCUAUCCACAAAAUUGGGAAACUAUUGAUGUGGAUAAAUGGAAGAAUCUGGAAGCUUACCAGCUUUCCGUCGUUGGCGCACAGCCAGAGGAUAAUGGUGUUUUCCACUGUAUCACACCUUUCGGCGAGCGGCAUUCGAUCAAAAUGCUUGUGCAGAAUGUCAACUGCCCAGUGAUACGAAAUUCCACGCAUUUACAAGUACAUUUUUCCCAGCGAAAUUUCUUCGUCGGCACUGUCGCUCAAUUUGUAUGCCCAAACGGGUAUAAAGUGAGUGGAGCAAUGCAAGCGACAUGUCUCUCUGAUGGUAGAUGGUCUCAUGAUGCACCGGAAUGUGAAGCCGUUCAAUGCUCCCCACUCGUCAUUACUGACCAAUACCUUGGAGCCACUGUGUCUUCCUACAAAUUCGGAGGGAUCGCGCAAUUCAGCUGCGAAAAGGGUUACACAUUAAUAGGCCAGGAACACGUCCACUGCACCGCCAGAGGUGCUUGGAGUGAUAAAGUCCCACAUUGUGCUGUUGUUCAAUGUGGUCAGGUAUCACCUCCCAAAAAUGGCUACGUAAUCGGAGAUGGCGUAACUAAAGUCUACAGAAAAGGUGACAUCGUGAUGCUUGGAUGUGUCGAUUUCCACCUGUUGACGGGCACCGAUUUUGUAAUGUGCCAAGCUAAUGGGAGAUGGACUUCUGCUGGCGCAACUUGUUCACCUUAUUGCAAGUAUCCAGGGACACCUGAAUUUGGGCAAUCUACAUCACCGGCAAAGGACUAUUAUUUGGUGGGCGAUAAGCUUGUUUAUUAUUGUCCGGGAAAUGGUUAUCGGCUAUCUGCCGAUAAUGUCCUAAUUUGCGUUGGAGCAGGAAGAUGGAGCAGAACAGUGCCUAGAUGUGUCCCCGAUGAUGAU